UGGGUCUGACGUCACCGCAACAGGAAGCGUCGCUGUGCUAAAAACAUUGAAGGAGGAAAGCGCAACAAAACGCUAUCUAACACGAAGCUGCAGGAAUGGUUGCUUUUAAGAAAAUCAGUUGAUUUGUGAAAGAUUAUUUCAUAAUCUACAACUUGUCUUCAUUUGAUCGCCAUCCAGCUUGAGAACUCUCGAAUUUGCGAGUUAGCGUCACUAGAUAGAUAGCUUGUGUUGACCAAAAUGGAUGACAGCAAGAUGGUGGGAGGCAAAGUCAAGAAGCCCGGUAAACGAGGCCGUAAGCCCGCUAAGAUUGAUCUGAAGGCGAAGUUGGAAAGGAGCCGGCAGAGCGCCCGGGAGUGCCGAGCGAGGAAGAAGCUCCGGUAUCAGUACCUAGAGGAGCUCGUCUCCAGCAAGGAGAGGGCCAUCUGCGCCCUGAGGGAGGAGCUGGAGAUGUACAAGCAGUGGUGCACAGCCAUGGACCAGGGGAAGAUCCCGUCUGAGAUAAAGGCUCUCCUGACGGGGGACGAACAGAAGACUCAGGGCUCCUCCACCAAGAGCUCCAAGAACAACAGCAACCAGAGCUAAUGUGUUGGGGGUGCUAGUCUGACUGUUAGAGGUGGCAGACCUGGGUUGUAUUCAUUAGGGGGAAAUUAUAUAAAACGUUGCGCAACGGAAAACG
Molecule: messenger RNA, 676 nt
Organism: Coregonus clupeaformis (lake whitefish)
Lineage: Eukaryota; Metazoa; Chordata; Actinopteri; Salmoniformes; Salmonidae
Product: cAMP-responsive element-binding protein-like 2
Exons: 3
Coding region: 238-582 (114 amino acids)
Biological process (GO): regulation of DNA-templated transcription
Cellular component (GO): nucleus
Molecular function (GO): DNA-binding transcription factor activity
Source: RefSeq, a predicted model, not a curated record